GACUCCUACCUCAUCUACGGAAAUCAACAAAAGUAGUCGAGAGUAGACAGCCGUUAGGUGAUCACACACGGCGCGCGGGCUCCCUCUAGAGUUGUUUGGUUUCGUUUGGUCGGAGAAAAGUUCUUGGGCACACCACACUGGGUCCGUCGUCGUCAAUCCUUUCCUCUCGGUUUCCUCGGAUAUUCUUGGGAUUUUUUUUCUUUGUAUUUGGCGUUGGCUCCUUUCCCUUUUUGGCUGGGCCAGGUAGGAGCUGCGCUCCAGUUAGCCAUUGAAGGCGGAAAAAGUUCUGGAGGUUCUUAAGAGUAUUUCCGGAAUCCUCACAGAACGGAAAACAGAAACGCGUUCUCGCGUGAGCAACUCUAUUGAAGAGAUUGAUCAACAUUGAAUCAAAGUGUGAUCGAAGGUGGCUGUGCUUGAAGCAGAAGUACUUAACUGAAUUAUUUUGUGUGAAAGUAACUAGAAGGUAAAGGGUAGUGGAUUAUUGUGCAAUAUUCUAGAUCGUACUAAGAGCGAAACUUCAAAAUGACGUUUCGAUGUGAUAAUGGUGUUCAUCUUCAAGGUGCUGACGGGUGACAAUUGACCCGUUUAUUGAAACAAAGAGAGUUUUUGAGUUGGGAAAGUUAUUGAAAACAAAAAAAUCGAGUGAAAGAAGCAGCUUUGAGUGUGUUGCUGAAAAUACAAUUGAGUACAAAGAUUCGAAUUGAGGUGUUAUCAGAGAAGAUUUGUGGAAAAGCUGUUCGAUCUACGAACCAGUCGGAUCGCAGCAAUCAUCGAUCUUGAAGUAGAAUUGUUUGUGGGGAAUACAAAACUGUCCAAUCUGAACAAGGUUCGAAACUGCCAACUUGAAAUUUAGAACUCGAUCCGGAAGAGGUUCCCCACGGUCCAAACAACAACAGCAACAACUGCCGUCCAUCGUCAACGCAACAGAAAAACAGAAACAGAAUAAUCUGACAAGCUGGCAACACUGCAAACACAUCUCGAAAAAAAAAACAUUCCCAAACACCCGGUAACCUCUCCCGGUGAAAUUGACUUGAAUCCUACGCGAAACGUAAACAUUCCCUCGGACAACGUUCCAUAGAAAAAUACCAUUUUCUUCCAACUUAAAAAAAAACCCUUCAGUCAGUGUUGCCAACUCGUCGGUUUCUUCAUCACAUAACCCGAGGCAAAAAAGUCAGCAAACAAUUUUGAUUGCUGAAAACGCUGGAUAAAGUGUAACAAUACCGAAACCAAUCUUCGGUUCUCUUCAGAACCGAUUUAUUUCUUCUACUUUUUUUGGAGGCAGUACGCAAAACGCGACCGGAUAAAUGCUUGGAGUUAGGAUGCUGAUGUUGCAUUACAGCAAACACGGCGAGUGCAUACUCCAGGAAAUCGGGGCCGCCUUUCGGGGGGAGCAUGCCACAGACCUGCUGCUGAUCUGCGAUGGCAAGGAGACGGUUCGGGCCCACAAGUUGGUCCUGGCCGCGGCAAGUCCACUUAUCAGAAUGAUCCUGGAGGAGACGCCGGUGCUGGAGGGGAUCACGACGGUACACUUCCCGGAUGUGCAGGUCGCUUACUUCCGGUUGCUGUUGGAUUUUCUCUACUCGGGGCAGGUUUAUGUGCGUUCGGUGGAGGAGUAUCAUCAUCUGCAGGAUCUGUUGGCGCUGCUUCAGAUUAAGGCCAGCAUAUGGAAAAACAGCGAACAGGAUGCGGUUCAGGACGGGGGGAAACGCUCUCCUUCGUUGCCUUCGCCGGAGAUGUGCCUGCAUCCUCCUCCGAAAGGCAGCAGAAGACGACGAAAAGAAAAACGCCAAACCCAAAGAGAUGUCACGCUUUUUGCGCUGCGCCCUUCUUCGUUCGGUUUCUUCUGCUCUGCGCCCUCUUGGAUCAAACUCGAUCGAGUGGAGCACGACGACCACGGAGACGGUUGCAAAACUUCGCCGUCGCCUCCUUCGAUCUUAACCACCGUCAACAUUUUUUUUUCCACUUCGCCACUUCUCUCAACCCGACUGAGCAUUUCGCUCUUUCGCCAUCAUCGUUGGCGAAGGCGAAACGAAAACACACGACAGACCCAACGAAACGAGUCAGAGUCAGAGCAAGUGGUUGUUGGUUUUUCGCUCUCGUUUUACUACUUUCUCGAGGGCGCGCACUUUUCGCCGGUCGAUCGUCUUUCUCCAAUUUCACUCAUACACACUCACGCUGGAUCCCCCUUUACGAUAAAAGCGAAGUACGGUCAAAAACUUUAA
Messenger RNA from Uranotaenia lowii, 2222 nucleotides. RefSeq names its product transcription factor Ken 2-like. Lineage: Eukaryota; Metazoa; Arthropoda; Insecta; Diptera; Culicidae. The record is from RefSeq and is a predicted model, not a curated record. Bases 1305 to 2222 code for a protein of 305 amino acids. The transcript has 9 exons. Gene Ontology annotation, molecular function: protein binding.